UUCUGAUAGCACUGGCUUUAUAAAGGGGCAGAGGAUCAGGAAUUAUUUAUACAGACUCUAAUACUACAGUGCGUCAUGGCGGUGUCCGGUCAUCUCGGGUUGGCGUCUCUGGUCGUGUUGAUGCUGGCGUCUCAGCUGGACUUUUCCAGCGCCGCCGUGCUCGUGUAUGACUUGCACGCCAACAACCUGUCCGGUGAUGCUGCUGGAAACAAACCCGAUCCGUACCUCAAGAUCUGGUGUGGUGGCUCUUUCGAGGAUACAAAUUACAUCAAAGAUAAUUCUAAUCCUCAGUGGACAGAGAGCUUCACCUUCUCAAGCUGUGAUUCCGGCGACAAACUGAAGAUGGAGGUGUGGGACAAAGACACGACGACGUACGAUCACUUGGGCUGGUACAGUGGACCAUGUGACGAAACCCUGAAGCUGGAGGUGUGGGACAAACACCUGAAUUUUGAUGAUAACCAGGGCAAGUGUACCAAACUGAUGCAAUAUUGGUCUUUCAGUGUUUCUUGUAAUCUGAGCAAGGGAACUGUGUUUUACAGAUAA
Puntigrus tetrazona (Sumatra barb) is the source of this 543-nucleotide messenger RNA. Its product is annotated as perforin-1-like. The transcript has 3 exons. The coding region runs from base 76 to 543 and encodes 155 amino acids. The record is from RefSeq and is a predicted model, not a curated record. Lineage: Eukaryota; Metazoa; Chordata; Actinopteri; Cypriniformes; Cyprinidae.